AUGGCUCCGCGGCUGUGCAGCAUCUCUGCGGUGUCGCGGCAGCUGCUGGGGGGCCCGGGACCUCGCGCCGGGGACGUUGCGGCUGCGGCUGCCGCGCGUUUCUAUUCCAAGGAUAAUGAAGGCAGCUGGUUCCGCUCUCUCUUUGUCCACAAGGUGGAUCCCCGGAAGGAUGCCCAUUCCACCUUGCUAUCCAAAAAAGAGACCAGCAACCUCUACAAGAUCCAGUUUCACAAUGUGAAACCUGAGUUUCUGGAUGCCUACAACAGCCUGACGGAGGCUGUGCUACCCAAGCUGCACCUGGAUGAGGACUACCCCUGCUCGCUUGUAGGCAACUGGAACACAUGGUAUGGGGAGCAGGACCAGGCAGUGCACCUGUGGCGAUUCUCGGGUGGUUACCCAGCCCUCAUGGACUGCAUGAACAAGCUCAAAAACAACAAGGAGUAUCUGGAGUUCCGAAAGGAGCGGAGCCAGAUGCUGCUGUCGAGGAGAAACCAGUUGCUCCUUGAGUUCAGCUUCUGGAACGAGCCACAGCCCAGAGUGGGCCCCAACAUCUAUGAGCUGAGGACGUACAAGCUAAAGCCAGGAACCAUGAUCGAGUGGGGGAACAACUGGGCUCGGGCCAUCAAGUACCGGCAGGAGAACCAGGAGGCAGUGGGUGGCUUCUUCUCACAGAUAGGGGAGCUCUACGUUGUGCACCAUCUCUGGGCCUACAAAGACUUGCAAUCUCGGGAGGAAACUCGAAACGCUGCCUGGAGGAAGAGGGGCUGGGACGAAAAUGUUUACUACACAGUCCCCCUGGUGCGACACAUGGAGUCUCGGAUUAUGAUCCCGUUGAAGAUCUCGCCUCUCCAGUGAUGCUGCCAAUACCUCCACCUCCUUCCCCUUCUCCCUCAGGGCAGCCCCAGAAGAGCUCCCAGUCUU
Messenger RNA from Cynocephalus volans (Philippine flying lemur), 921 nucleotides. It is a transcript of the gene NIPSNAP1, whose product is annotated as nipsnap homolog 1. Bases 1 to 855 code for a protein of 284 amino acids. The transcript has 10 exons. NCBI's taxonomy places the organism in Eukaryota, Metazoa, Chordata, Mammalia, Dermoptera, Cynocephalidae. The record is from RefSeq and is a predicted model, not a curated record. Gene Ontology annotation, biological process: sensory perception of pain. Gene Ontology annotation, cellular component: mitochondrion.